This is a messenger RNA of Hypanus sabinus (Atlantic stingray), 1340 nucleotides long. RefSeq names its product general transcription factor II-I repeat domain-containing protein 2-like. Bases 1 to 1050 code for a protein of 349 amino acids. The record is from RefSeq and is a predicted model, not a curated record. Lineage: Eukaryota; Metazoa; Chordata; Chondrichthyes; Myliobatiformes; Dasyatidae. The transcript is spliced from 3 exons.
AUGAGAAGGGCCAGCCUCAAGACCCAUUCCCAGUCAUCCGCUCCCACCGCGAGACUUCCCCCGACAAAGAAGAUCCGGAGAGACAAGCUGAACGUAGGAACAAAUCUUGGCUUCCUGGACUCCAGCUUGUACGUUGUCAGCAGCUCAACACACAGAACUGACAGAGGUGAAACAGAAGGCUGCAGUCUCGGCUCAUGCAGUCUGUCAAACGGUUUCUGUCCCAAAGCAGGGCUGAUCUUGGGAUUGCGCCAGCUGUCAGAUAUCACCGGGACACAUGCCUGUCAGUUUACUGACACCGCUACAACGUGUUUUUAUCGCUGGCUGUCCAGACGGAAGGUGCUGAAACGCUUUGUCGCGUGUCUGGAAGAAGUGAAAACUUUCCUGGGCAGCAAAGGGCUCACCUUUCCUGAGCUGGAACAGCCAGAGUGGCUGGAAAAGCUACACUUCAUGGUAGACAUGACAGCGCACCUGAACACGCUGAACACAGCUCUUCAGGGGAAAGGACGUACAGCCCUGCACAUGUUGGAGGAUGUUUUGGCAUUCGAGCGCAAGUUGACAGUGCUUGCCAGAGAUUUACAGAAAGGCACUUUGUCUCACUUCCCCAAUUUGAGAGAGUUCAAACAAGGUCACGACAUGAUAAUUUCGGAGUAUUUACAUUCUGCAAUCAUCGCAAUGCAAACAUCGUUUGGGAAACGCUUCUGUGAGUUCAGAGAGGAAAAAAACACAUUAUCCUUCCCGGUCACUCCCUUAAGCAUCGAUCCUUCCCUACUGAAUACGACUGCAUUGGCAGGUGUGAGUCAACCUGAUCUUGAGAUGGAACUGGCCGACAUAGCCGACAAAGACAUAUGGGUGUCCAAGUUUAGACGCUUGACAGCAGACCUUGAAGAUGUUGCCCGUCAGAAGGCCGUUCUUGCUCAGAAACACAAAUGGAGUGAUAUUGAAAACCUCACAGAUGACAGCUUGCGAUCCUGUGUAAAGAUGAAGGUGACAUCAUACAGCCCUGAUGUGCAGACGCUGUGCGCUGAGGUCCAGGAGCAGAAAUCCCAUUAACCAAGAUGACAGCUGGCUGACGUUAUUUUUGGUUUGCUGCUGGCGGAAAAUUUAAGUUCGGCGUUUUUCAUAAAUACAAGAAGGACUCAAAUAGACAUUGAAUAUUUUACUUAAAAGUAACUUUCAACCCAACGUCUUUUUUUCGGAGUUCAAAAUGUUUUUGUUGCAUGCAGAAAUGUAAUUUCGUUUUCUCUGCAGGAGUUCAUCAAUUUCAUAAAUGCAACACAUUAUAGUUUGUUUAUACAUAGCAUAAAGGCAAAAAAAACGUUGUAUGCAGUGUUAUUUCAUUU